Molecule: messenger RNA, 3454 nt
Organism: Colius striatus (speckled mousebird)
Lineage: Eukaryota; Metazoa; Chordata; Aves; Coliiformes; Coliidae
Gene: GLCCI1
Product: glucocorticoid induced 1
Exons: 8
Coding region: 462-2081 (539 amino acids)
Cellular component (GO): cytoplasm
Source: RefSeq, a predicted model, not a curated record
GGCUGCGCGUUGCCAUUCGGAGGCAGCGCGGCGCGCGGAGCGGAUGGUCUUGGUCGUGGCUCCCGGGCGCCGGCGGCGGCAGGAGCUGGCAGCGGGCGCCUCCCCGCCCCCACACCCUACCCGUGACCCCCGUCGCACCCCACCGCCGUGAGCCGCCAGCGCUGUACGAUGUGACUGGUCGUGGGGCUCAGCAGCACCCCCGGUGCCCACGACGCCGGGGCGGGCAGCGAUGGCCAGAGCCUGGCGUGGGAGCAGCCGUCGUCGCCGAUAGGAAGCGCCGGGGGCAGCUGUCCAGGCGGCGAGGAAACUCCCUCGGGCCGCGAAGCGGUCUUCCCGCCCCGCCCUCUCCCUCCUCCCCUCCCUUCCCCCCGCGGCCGGUGCAUGCGGGACGCCGGGGACCGAGCUCUUGCCCCCCGCUGACGCCGGAGCGAGUGACCCGCAGGGUCCUGCGCAUCCCCGCCAUGUCUUCUUCGUCCAGCUCCUCGCAGACUCCCCCGUCCCACCACCAGCCCCCGCCGCAGAGGAUGAGGCGCGGCGCCGCUGGGUCCCCCACUGGCGCGGCCGGGGGCCCCGGUAACGGCGCCGGAGGAGGCGCAGCGGGGACCAGCCGGCUGCUCCAACCCAUCCGAGCGACCGUCCCGUACCAGCUCCUGCGGGGCAACCAGCACAGCCCGACCCGCUCCCCCUCCGCCUCGGUGGGCAGCAAUACCGGGCCGGGAGGCGGCGGCGGGGGUCGCGGCGGAGGCAGCCCGCCGCCGCCCAGCGCGACGCCGCCUUUGGCGGAGCCGGGUAGGGUGAAAGGCAGGCAGCGGCGCUCGCCGGACAGCGGUGGCGGCAGCAGGAGAAGCAGCUCACCUGAGAGACGGAGCCCCAGCUCCCCGCUGUACAGAGUGGACAGGCCAAAAUCCCAGCAAAUCAGAACUUCUGGUACGAUAAGGCGAACUUCUUCUUUGGACACAAUAACAGGACCUUACCUCACAGGACAGUGGCCACGUGAUCCCCAUGUACACUACCCUUCAUGUAUGAAAGAUAAAUCUACUCAGACACCUAGCUGUUGGGCUGAGGAAGGAGCAGAAAAGAAAUCACAUCAGCGCUCAGCAUCAUGGGGAAGUGCUGAUCAACUAAAAGAGCAGAUUGCCAAACUGAGGCAGCAGCUUCAGCGCAGUAAGCAGAGUAGUCGUCACAGUAAAGAGAAAGAACGUCAGUCACCUCUCCAUGGCAACCAUAUAGCAAUCAGUCAGACUCAGGCUUCUAUUUCCAGAUCAGUCCCUAUGCCACUGUCAAAUAUUUCAGUGCCAAAAUCAACUGUGUCUCGUGUGCCGUGUAAUGUAGAAGGAAUAAGCCCCGAACUGGAAAAAGUAUUCAUUAAAGAAAAUAGUGGAAAAGAAGAACUGUCCAAGCCUUUGGAUAUCCCUGAUGGUCGAAGGGCCCCAUUACCUGCUCACUAUCGUAGUAGUAGUACACGAAGCAUUGACACUCAAACUCCAUCUGUCCAGGAGCGCAGCAGCAGCUGCAGCAGUCAUUCACCAUGUGUUUCUCCCUUUUGCCCUCCUGAAUCUCAGGACGGGAGUCCUUGCUCAACAGAAGAUUUACUCUAUGACCGUGAUAAAGACAGUGGGAGUAGCUCACCGUUGCCCAAGUAUGCCUCAUCUCCCAAACCAAACAACAGCUACAUGUUCAAACGAGAGCCCCCAGAGGGAUGUGAGCGAGUGAAGGUCUUUGAGGAAAUGUCGUCUCGUCAGCCUGUCUCAGCCCCUCUCUUUUCAUGUCCUGACAAAAACAAGGUUAAUUUCAUCCCGACCGGAUCAGCUUUCUGUCCUGUAAAACUCCUGGGCCCUCUCCUUCCCGCUUCAGACCUGAUGCUGAAGAACUCUCCAAACUCUGGUCAAAGCACAGCUUUGAGCACCCUGACUGUUGAGCAGCUUUCGUCUCGGGUCUCUUUCUCAUCUCUGUCAGAUGACACCAGCACAAUGGACUCUACAGAGGUCCCGGUACAGCAACCGUCCCAACAGCAGCAGCCGCUUUUGCAAGAAAUUCAGGCUGAAGACCACUCCUCUCCUCAGAGCUACAUGUUAAUCUAGUCCAAGGUGGAGCAGGCCUCUGCCCUGAAACAAGGAUUGAGGAGAUGAUAGUUCAGAUACAUCUGCAUGAGGUGGCAACCUUUCAGAACAACACAGAAUAAUUAGUAGCAUCCAGAAAAAUCUCUCAAGGCUGUUCUUGGCAGGGACAGAAUUCAUAUUCAGCAUUUUUUGUGAGAAAGCAGUAACGCCUGCAGAAUGCAUAUAUCAUUAAGCAUUUUAAGUGGAGACUAUGCAUUUCAUAGUAUGUUUGACCAGAGUAGUACUGUGUCCUGUGUUCUGUUUCAAAUUCUACAGUAUAAAUAAGCUCUAUAUAUAUAUAAAAAAAAAGUUGCCUGUCUGAAUAGAAAAUGUCUUGCUGUGUUGUGUCCUAUGGAAAAUACUGUACUUCAGGAUUAUGUUUACAAUUGAUCCAGGUGUUUAUGUUUCUAACUUCUGUAAUACACACAAUGCAAAAAAAAAAAGAAAAAAAAAAAAGAAGGCCACAGCAGUUGCACAGUGCCCACCCUAUGGCCGAGCUUCAGGUACUUCUCUCGAAGUGUAAACUCAGGUAACUUGGAAUGUAUGUCAUAUUGGGAUAGUAAAUAUUUUACAGCUACAAAGCUAAAGAGGGAACAUCACUCUUUUGCCUUUCCUUGUUUUAUGCAUUAAUACUUCCUCAUUACAUUCCACUUUCUUGGAAUAAGUGCAUUCAGAUCCAGGUGAACCACGACCCUGGGCAUGGGUGAACAUGAGGAGAACCAGCAAAUCUGUGAUGUAUAUCACUUUGUCAUGUGCUUACAAUUAAGACAACUGUUGCAUUUACUGUCAUUUCAGUAUCUGUAAAUAUGUGGCAUUUAAAGAUUUCAGGUGUUGCUCAGUUAAUGACUGUUCAACUGUUACAAAUAAAGUGUUCAGUACUAGGCUGUACAUGAGAAACAUUCCACAUUGUGUGUGAGAGGAUUUUGAAAGACAAGAAUGUUUUUGUUCAAGGACAGAAAUUCUUUCAGGUUUCACAGGGGAUGAUGGGGAUUUCCUCUCAUGCUUUUGUUGGCAGUUAAGGAUGUGAAAUGCUACUGUUACCGUCUAAAAGUCAAAUUAAUGUUUAGUUUCUCUUUUGGAAAUGUUCAUUCAUUUGCUGGUUGGAAAGAGAUUUUCAGAUUUUGUCGAGCAGUGUUAGAUGAGCAGCAUUUUAUUUAUGUAGUGAGUAAUUGCGUUUGGAUUAAAGUCCAAAAGUAGCAAGUGAGUGUUCUAAGAGGGGUGGGAAAAACAAUAGUUUUGAGUUCAUGUUACUUAAUCAAAGCUUCUCCCAUAACUUAGUUACUUAAGUUGUAUCUGUAAAAGUGUGUUUUCCCCCCUCCUGAAGUAUGAAUAAAAAAACCAAACUUGUAAAAUAA